AUGUCGUUCCUCGCAAAAGAAUUCAUGGUAUGAUUACGAGUUGUUUUUAGUUAUGUUAUGUUUGUUUUCAGAAAGUCGCUAAGAGCGAGUUGAAGGAGCGUUUCACAGAGAAAAAACCUGAUAAAACUAAAGGGAACACAUCUGAGACAGCCAUGUAUCCCAACUGUAAGUUUAUUUUAAUCUCAAGGUAACACAUUUCUGCCAUUUACAUUUUAAAAUCUAAACAUUAUUUCGAAGUAUGUUUUUCAAAAAACAGAAGAGACUUUUAACUGGGCUCAAUCUUUUAUUUUUAGAUAACCAACCCUACAACCAAGGCGGCUACAACCAACAGCAGAGUCAGUAUCCAAACCAGUCUUCCCAAGGUGGCUACCCUCCUUCUUCUAACACGCCUUACCCACCCAGCUCAGGAUAUGGCUUCAACCAACCUCAAGGUAAUGGCAAUCAAAUCGGCUUUGUAGCGUCAGGGAACCCUUCCUCUGCACCAGGUUACCCUUCAGGCAAUGCUUGCCCCUCCUCUGGGUCUGGAUAUCUCUUCUCCAAUCCAGGUUAUCCGUCAUCUAAUACCGGAUACCCACAGUCAGGCCAAGGUUACCCGCCAUCAUCAUCUUACCCAUCAAAUCCAGGGUAUCCAGGCCAAAACAAUCCUUCUCAGAAUACAGUAUACCCCUCGAACCAGCACUAUCCAUCUUCUAAUGCUUAUCCAAAUUACCAGCAGCCUCCUGGUGCCUACCAGUCUUACCAACCUUCUGGCGCUCAUCAAACUUACGCCUCUGACUCUGUCCAUAUCACUUACCCUGCUCCUCACAAUAGUUCCGGUAACUUUUACUUUUUUACAUCUUUUAAAUUUUGAUAACAAUUUUAAAAAAUAUUUUUAACAUUUUCCGUUUUAACAACAUUUUAGGUAUAAAAUAAUUCAUGUAUAGCUAUGUAAACAUGAAACGUGACACAUCGUUUCAUGGGUGUUAAGCAUGCUUUCUGUAGAGAGGGGAAUGUUUGUAUACUCCAACCUUUGCAUUUGCUUGAACAUCAAAAACAUUUCUAUUUUCGGGCGAAGUCCUUGAGUUUAAAAUUUGUUUUCCCUUGAAGCCCGCGCCCCACCCCUUUCACAUCAUCAAACUUUCACGGAAACUACUUUACACAUUUGAUAGCAUCAUGUUAAGUUGGGGGAGAGACUUAGAGACGAUCGUGAUGACUCAGCUCAUCCCUUAGUCCUCCUUCCCAUUCCCAAAAAAGUGAUUCAGAGUUCCGUUCGACUCUUGUUUACCUCCCGAUUCCACUUAUUUAGCAUUCUGUUUUCGUUUUCUCGUUAUUCAAAUCGCUUAUUUUAACAUUUACUGUUUUAUCGCUUAUUUAUUACAAUAUUACAUAAAAUUGAAUACCUAAAAUACCGUUUUCAGCUCCAAUUAUGUACUCCAAUCCCUCCAUCAGAGCUGACCCCAAUGCCAAUCCCCAGCACGACGCUGAAACCUUGAGAAAGGCCAUGAAAGGAUUGGGCUGUAACAAGGACAAGGUGAUCCAAGUCUUGUGUGCCCGUUCCAGCGCUCAGCGACAACAAAUCGGCCUGGCCUUCAAGCAGCUUUAUGGAAAAGACCUGAUCAACGAACUCAAGUCUGAACUCAGUGGAGACUUCGAGAAUCUGAUCCUUGCUCUUAUGGAAAACCCUGUUAAGUACGACGCUGACCAGCUCCACAAAGCCAUGGCCGUAAGUAUUUCUAAUUUCAAACCUAAAAUUUUUAGAACUAUAAUAGACCUUCAGAAUAUGUUAUAAAUUUUAAUCUUUUAGGGAAUUGGAACCCGUGAAUCUGUUCUGAUUGAGAUCAUGACCACCAGAAACAACGCCCAGAUCCAUCAACUACGUCAAGUAUACCAACAAGUCUAUGGGAAGGACCUCGAAAAAGAUCUGAUCGGAGAGACAUCUGGCCACUUCAAGCGACUCUUGGUGUCGUUAUGUACAGGAGCCAGAGACGAGAGUAAUCAGACCGACCCUCUGAGAGCCAACCAAGAUGCUCGCAAGCUCUACAAGGCUGGAGAACAAAGACUGGGAACUGACGAAUCCUGCUUCAACGCCAUCUUGGCUUCGCAGAACUUUGCUCAAUUGAGAAUCGUGUUCGAUGAGUACCAGAAGACUUGCGGACACUCCAUUGAGCAAGCCAUUGCUUCUGAAUUCAGUGGCGACAUUAAGGACGGCCUCGAGGUGGGUUUUAAGUUAGUUAGACUUUGUAUUUUUAGAAAUUUUCAAAAAAACAAUGCUUUUCUAACCGACAGCAAUAAAGUUAAGAUUAAACGAAACUUUUCAAACAUUGGUUACUUAAUUUGUGCUUAUUUAUGAUUACUUACAGGCGGUGAUCAAAUCCAUCAGAAACAGACCAGGCUACUUCGCCGAGUUGUUGUACAACUCGAUGAAGGGAUUGGGAACCCGUGACGGUGAUCUGAUCAGAAUCAUCGUCACCCGAUCGGAGAUCGACCUUGCCGACAUCCGCAACGAAUACCAGAGAAUCUACGGAAAAUCACUGGAAAGUGCCAUUUCUGGCGACUGCUCGGGGUCUUACAAAGAAGGCCUCAUCGCUUUAGUAAAAGGAAACUGA
Molecule: messenger RNA, 2585 nt
Organism: Bursaphelenchus okinawaensis
Lineage: Eukaryota; Metazoa; Nematoda; Chromadorea; Rhabditida; Aphelenchoididae
Source: the annotation of a GenBank genome assembly